Tetrapisispora phaffii CBS 4417 is the source of this 708-nucleotide messenger RNA. RefSeq names its product ubiquitin-specific protease YUH1 (gene YUH1). Gene Ontology annotation, molecular function: cysteine-type deubiquitinase activity. The coding region runs from base 1 to 708 and encodes 235 amino acids. The record is from RefSeq and is a predicted model, not a curated record. The transcript has a single exon. Gene Ontology annotation, biological process: ubiquitin-dependent protein catabolic process; protein deubiquitination. NCBI's taxonomy places the organism in Eukaryota, Fungi, Ascomycota, Saccharomycetes, Saccharomycetales, Saccharomycetaceae. Gene Ontology annotation, cellular component: cytoplasm.
AUGAGUAAUGAAUAUUCUGUUAUUCCACUAGAGUCUAAUCCUGAAGUUUUUACAAAUUUUGCAAGAAAGUUGGGGCUAAAUCAACAAUAUGUAUUUACCGAUAUAUAUUCCUUAACAGAUCCGGAUCUUAUUGGGUUUAUUCCAACUCCAGUCAAGGCUAUUAUUUUGCUAUUCCCAAUAACUGCAGCUACAGAAUUGGAUAAAAAUACAAACAAUGCAGAUGUUUCUAAAAAGCCACCAAUAUGGUUCAAACAAACGGUUAGAAAUGCAUGUGGCCUGUAUGCAAUACUACAUUCAUUAAGUAAUAACAAGGAUUUAUUAAAAGAGGACUGUGAACUUGAAAAGUAUUUGGAGACACAUAUCAAAGAAUAUAAUAAAUAUGAAGAUAAAAUUACAAGUGAUUUUGUAGUGAACAUCAGUAACAAAAAUACAGAAUAUUUUGCGGAAGGACAAACCAGUGCUCCAUCAGCUGAAGGAAAUGUUGAUUUGCAUUACAUAACCUUCAUUGAGAAAGAUAAUGAUAUAUAUGAAUUGGACGGUAGAAGACUAGAUGGUUCAAAAUAUCUAGGGAAAAAAUCUGAUUUGAAUUCGAGUAAUUUAUUAGGGGAAUCUAUUGUUGCUAAUAGAGUUCAAUGGUAUAUGGAUAGCGCAGAUGUAGAUAAAAAAUUACAUUUCUCAUUAUUGGGUUUAGUUCCAUCUUGGGAUUAA